Molecule: messenger RNA, 1345 nt
Organism: Camelus dromedarius (Arabian camel)
Lineage: Eukaryota; Metazoa; Chordata; Mammalia; Artiodactyla; Camelidae
Gene: POLR2H
Product: RNA polymerase II, I and III subunit H
Exons: 5
Coding region: 660-1112 (150 amino acids)
Biological process (GO): DNA-templated transcription
Cellular component (GO): RNA polymerase III complex; RNA polymerase II, core complex; RNA polymerase I complex
Source: RefSeq, a predicted model, not a curated record
CCUUUUUCUCAUGGUAAUAUCAUGGCAAAUUCCCAAACUGGAUGGACCCAGCUCGGGUAACACCCAGCUGGGCCGAGCCGGCCCUGGCCGGCCUGGGGGGGCCUCGGUGCCAGCUGGAGGGGCUGGGUACUGCGCCCUGCCGGGAGCAGGGUUCUGCUCCGCUCGCCCUUCGCGCGGACUGUGGCCUCGGCAGGCUCGCUGACCGGCAGGGUAGGGCCAGGGCUGGGCUUCUCUGGGCCAGAGAUCAAGGUCCCUGGCUGGGAUAGGCCCCCAAGCAUUCCAGUCUUCCUGACCCGGCUUCUGAAGAGGGCGCAGUAGAGCCUCCGGAGAGAACGUGCCACCACGCCACCUCGGCCGGGGGUGGGACCUAUGGUGUCCCCGCCCUGGGGCGGAGUUAUCUGGACCUAAGACCCGCCCUUAAAGCUGACGCCCAAGGAAACAAUAGUUCGGGGCGGAAGUUAAGAAGCCCCGAUAGCCAGGCGGCGGAAGUGGCCGUGUGACUGCUUGUCCGUGCGCAUGCGUCAUUCUAAUUCUUUGCUGCCGCUCUUCAAGCGCUGCUUUUCGUCUUUCCCCUCUUUUUCUCCACGCGACGGGGGUGCGCGUACCCCUAGCCGUGGUCGCGCGCUCAGCGCCUUUUCUACUCUCGUGGACUCCUCACCAUGGCGGGCAUCCUGUUUGAGGAUAUUUUUGAUGUGAAAGACAUUGAUCCAGAGGGCAAGAAGUUUGACCGAGUGUCUCGACUGCACUGUGAGAGCGAAUCUUUCAAGAUGGACCUCAUCUUAGAUGUAAACAUUCAGAUUUACCCUGUAGACCUGGGUGACAAGUUCCGGUUGGUCAUAGCCAGUACCUUGUAUGAAGAUGGUACUCUGGAUGAUGGUGAAUAUAACCCCACAGAUGAUAGGCCUUCCAGGGCUGACCAAUUUGAGUACGUAAUGUAUGGGAAAGUGUAUAGGAUUGAGGGAGAUGAAACUUCUACCGAAGCAGCAACACGCCUCUCUGCCUACGUGUCCUAUGGGGGCCUGCUCAUGAGGCUGCAGGGUGAUGCCAACAACCUGCAUGGAUUUGAAGUGGAUUCCAGAGUUUAUCUGCUGAUGAAGAAACUGGCAUUUUGAACCACCCGGAAGCCAACCUUGCUGCUCAGUCACUCAGGUCAUGGAUAUUCGUUCAAGCCCAAGGAGCAGUCGCUCUUGUUUACCUGUUUUCUGUCCACUGUGGCUGCAUCUUUAGGAGGUCUGGACUCAACGGGAAACCGACUUGCUUGUGAAAGACUCAAUGGGAGAGCUUAAAAGGAAUCAGAAGUUGUUUCAUGUGGAUGCUUUUUAAAAUUAAACUUUACUUUCUCAGA